AUGGCAGAGUCUCGCUCCUGGUGGAGGGAUUCCCCCUCGCCUGGUCCUUCUGAAGACGCUUAUACAUUCGAGUCCAAACCACUGGAAGUAUCUGCGUUGCCAGACCCGGACAAUGAACAGCUGUUGACCAGACGCGUCCAUAUUCUCGGCCUCGGGAGUAUCGGAACCUUGGCCGCCCAUUCUUUGAGAUGUUUGCCCAAUCCUCCUCCGAUCACUCUAAUGAUUCACCGGCAAGAGCAAUAUGAAGUAUUCAAAAGAGGUGGCCGUACUAUCAAUCUGAUAAACAAGCAGAACGAGACCAAUGACGAGCAAACGGGAUACGAUGUUGACCUGUUCGCCGGCUAUGGAGAGGACGGCAAGGCGCGAUGGGACUUUAUUCCUGACAGGCGUUGGGACCAACCACAGACCAAUCCUGUGGAGGAAGGAGAAGAGAUGCCAUCCGGCGAGCUUUACAUCUAUGCCUUGAUCGUUGCCGUCAAGGGUCCGACCACGGUUGCUGCCCUCCGCUCUGUCAAACACCGUGUCAACGCAAAGACAACGAUCUGCUUCAUGCAGAAUGGGCUUGGCCAGAUUGAUGAACUCAAUCAAGAGGUCUUCACCGAUCCUGAGACACGCCCGACCUACAUGUUGGGAAUUGUGUCCCACGGCGCAUACAUGUCGCAGCCUUGUACAGUCGUCCACGCUGGCUACGGCUCAAUAGCUCUAGGCAUCUGUCGAGAUACCGAUCGGUUCCCGCUCCCUCCAAAGGCACCAGUGCGGCACCUGUGGGAGUUGUCGGAAGAAGAGAGGAAGAAGCACCAUCCAACCGACAAAGAACUCUUUGCGAACCUCUCUUCGCGUUAUCUCCUGCGUACUUUGACCAGGUCGCCGGUCCUGGCAUGCGCGCCAUUUCCAUACUUGGAUUUACUGCAACUGCAGCUCGAGAAGCUUUCCUCCAAUUGCGUCUUGAACCCUCUCACUGCCCUCCUCGAUGUCCCCAACGGAGCCCUGCUCAAUAACGAGGAGUUAUUACCUGCCCAAAGGCUUCUUCUGGCCGAGAUAUCUCUCGUCAUCCGGGGUCUUCCUGAGCUGGAAGGUAUCCCCAAUGUCCAGCACCGGUUCUCCUCCAAGCGACUUGAGCAGCUGUUCACGGGCGUGACGCAGCGGACGGCGCAGAAUUCGAGCAGCAUGCGGGAAGACCUCCGCCAUGGCAAGAAACCAGAGGUCGACUACAUCAACGGCUACAUCAUCAAGCGGGGCGAGCAACAAGGCAUUAAGUGUGCCGUAAACUUCAUGCUCAUGCAGCUGAUCAAAGGCAAGAGUUUCUUGAGGACGGGCGCAGGUCUGCCCUAUGCCACAACACAGAUCCAGAGCGAGGUCGAUCCGCAUCGUCCCGAUUCAGUCACCAUCACUGACAACAGCACUCCGCGGAGAGACGGCAUGGAGUGA
Messenger RNA from Fonsecaea erecta, 1428 nucleotides. RefSeq lists its product as hypothetical. The coding region runs from base 1 to 1428 and encodes 475 amino acids. The transcript has a single exon. Gene Ontology annotation, biological process: pantothenate biosynthetic process. Lineage: Eukaryota; Fungi; Ascomycota; Eurotiomycetes; Chaetothyriales; Herpotrichiellaceae. Gene Ontology annotation, molecular function: 2-dehydropantoate 2-reductase activity; NADP binding. Gene Ontology annotation, cellular component: mitochondrion; cytoplasm. The record is from RefSeq and is a predicted model, not a curated record.